Molecule: messenger RNA, 1746 nt
Organism: Cheilinus undulatus (humphead wrasse)
Lineage: Eukaryota; Metazoa; Chordata; Actinopteri; Labriformes; Labridae
Product: dynein heavy chain 6, axonemal-like
Exons: 13
Coding region: 39-1625 (528 amino acids)
Biological process (GO): microtubule-based movement
Cellular component (GO): dynein complex
Molecular function (GO): dynein light intermediate chain binding; minus-end-directed microtubule motor activity; dynein intermediate chain binding
Source: RefSeq, a predicted model, not a curated record
UCAGGUUUUGUGAGUUAGAUCCUUUGGGGCAGUAUACCAUGGCCUCUGACCCUUCAAUGGCCUCUCUGCUGAACUGCCUGGGCCAUAGCAAGGAAACUGAAUCCAGAGAGCGUCUACAAAAGCUGCCUGAACUACAAAGGUCUGCAAUCCCACCAAGGCCUCCAGUCCAUGUUCAGGACCCACAGGCUGUGUUGAAGAGGCGUGUAAAAAGGACCCAACCAAGUCUCCACCACUUGAGAAUCCGCAAGCAGUUGUUGUUUUCAGGCCUAUACACUCAGGCACCUCCCUCUGAACAGACAGAGCAACAACAGAGACACCAUGUCAAACUGCCUUUUCACCUACCUCCUCUGAGGUCAUCUAAGCCACCCCAGACUGUUGUAUCAACCACUAGUGUUCCCGGACGACCUUUUCCCAUUAAGAACAGAAGAGCACUGGGCAAUCCCUCAAAAGUUCAAAUCUGUCACCACAGCAAGGAUGACUAUCCCAUGAUCAGUGAUGGAGGUGUGCUAUCAGUAUUGAAUGAUUUGAAGAAGUUUCAAGACCUCAUAAAAGAGUUGACAAUUUGUGCCUGCCACCACUACUUGUCAGAUCAUGUAUUAAUGUCUGAUGGCCCAGAUCUGUCUUUUUUUGAAAAUGCGCUGAAGUUACACUACAGUGAGUACAAGGAGGCCUUAGCCAUUCAACAGGAAACACAUCUAGGCUUACUGCUUGUGGACAAAACACAGCUCAAAGAGAAGCUGGUGUCUUCUUCACACUGCUGUCUAGAGAUCAUAAACAAAAUGCUAUCCAAGCUUUUUAAGAGAAAAGUUGAUGCAGUCAUUGCUGAGGCAUGUGAUGCUCAGUUUAAACUAGAGUUCAGGCCCACCACUACAACUGAGUUGGCCAACUACCUAACAUUCUUGGAUGAGAUUAUUAUGCUAGAGGCAGAGCAUGAGACAGCUUCUCAGAUGUACAAGCUGAUAAAUAUGUACUCAGUUCCCAUCCCAUCUGAGGAUCAUGACCCCCAAAUCCUAGACAUCAAUGCAGAUCCCUCGAAGGUCUCUCUGCUGUUAGCAGAGGUCCAGAUUUUGACUGAUGAGCUGCAGGCUGAGGCCUUCACCUACACUUCAUACCAGAAGAUUUUUAAGAUACAGGUGACCAAGUUUGACAUGCUGGAGGACUUGCUUUCUGAGUUAGGGCUGAAAAAACUGCUUUGGAAGUAUCAGGAGGAGUGGGACUCUUUCCAAAGUGGAUGGAGACUGAACACACUUGAGAAACUUGACCUGGAGGGUUACAGCUCUGAGAUCCUCAAAUUCAGCAAAUAUGUCAACCAGCUUGAGAAGGGCCUGCCUUCCAACAGUGUUGUGACAAGUCUUAAGAACAAGGUGGAAGUCACAAAGCAGAGGCUGCUUGUGAUCACUGAUUUACAUAACUCAUGUAUGAAACCAGAGCACUGGAAGACUCUGGAAUCUAUUGUAGGGACCUCCUUGAAUGCAGAGGAGCUCACUCUGGCUGCUAUGGAAGAGACUGAUGUCUUCUCCUAUGGAAAGGAGAUACAAGAGUUCAUUCAUGGCGUGGUUCCGAGCGACCCUCUACCUCCCCUUCAACGCCAAGUCUACAAGUCCAUCAACGUUCAUAUGGACUAAGAUGACUUCUUCGGCCAUCAUCUCCACCACCACCACCAGUGUCUGGACUCCAGGGGGGGACAGAUCUUUCUGCCGCUCAGGGCAGACACCCUUCAAUCACACUAUGUCCAUGUGGAGUUCA